AUGAGCGUUUCCAGUCAACUUGACCCAGAAGAGUACUACGUCAAACUUGAGCGUAUCGGCAAGGGAUCGUUCGGCGAAGUUUUCAAAGGGUUCGACCGCAGGACAAAGAAGCCUGUAGCUAUCAAGAUCAUCGAUCUGGAGAACGCCGAGGACGAAAUUGACGAUAUUCAACAGGAGAUCAACAUUCUUUCACAGCUCGACUCACCCUAUGUCACCAGAUACUUUGCGUCAUUCUUGAAGGGCGCGAACCUGUGGAUUAUCAUGGAGUACUGCUCAGGAGGAUCCUGUUCAGACCUCAUGAAAGCUGCUACGUUCAGAGAGGAUUUUAUCGCCAUCAUUGCUCGGGAAUUGCUCAAGGGUCUAGAAUACCUUCACGGAGAAGGCAAACUUCAUCGAGACAUCAAAGCGGAUUUCGGAGUCUCUGGUCAGCUUACUGCGACCAUGACAAAAAAGAAUACCUUCGUCGGAACACCCUUCUGGAUGGCGCCAGAAGUGAUCAAGCAGUCUGGAUAUGACAACAAGGCCGAUAUCUGGUCACUAGGCAUUACUGCGAUCGAGCUAGCAAAAGGCGAACCUCCUUAUUCGGACAUGCACCCCAUGAAGGUUCUUUUCUUGAUCCCCAAGAAUACCCCUCCGGUUUUGGAGGGUAAUUAUACUAGAGCUUUCAAGGACUUUGUUGCGGCUUGUCUGCAAAGGGAUCCUGCUCUCCGCCCAUCGGCAAAGGAGCUUUCAAAGCAUAGAUUCAUCCGUUCCGCCAAAAAGUCUUCAUACUUGACCGAACUUCUGGAGAUCCACGAGAGGUGGUUGGCAGAAGGUGGCGGACGAGAGAGCGAAUCCUCUGACGACGAGGGCGGAAACACUAGAUACGAGGAUGCUCAGGAUGGCGAUUGGGAUUUCGGAACGGUUCGCGUGCCUGGAGGUAUCGCAGCUCAACAGCAACAGAUAUCCCAGCAGACAAGACCACCAAGCUCGGGGUCCAGUCAGCACUCUGUAAUCAACGAAGGAAACAACAAACACAGUAACGGCAACGGCCACUCCAACGGACGCAACGGACAUCACGAUAAGAGGCCAGGGGAUUCGGACACGGUUCGUCAUCGCAAAUAUCAAGAUGUUGAAAAGCUGGCUGUCAGCGAGCAGCAGCGUAAAGAACGCCCCGUCUCGGGAGAACGACCACACGACAAAGUCUACCAGACCUUCGUGCGACCCGUCCUUACCAACCUUCAUGGACUGAGUCUUCGUGACAGUGAGCGCCACGCGAUCGAGGAUUUGAGGUUGGCGUUCGAAAAUGCAGAGCAGGAGAUUCCCGGGUUCUCGAGGCUGUUUGUUAAGGGUCUGAGUGAGCAAUUGAAGGGGUGA
This is a messenger RNA of Linnemannia hyalina, 1356 nucleotides long. The record is from the annotation of a GenBank genome assembly. NCBI's taxonomy places the organism in Eukaryota, Fungi, Mortierellomycota, Mortierellomycetes, Mortierellales, Mortierellaceae.